AUGAACCCCACAGGCGGCAGCAGCAGCAACAGCACACGUCGGGCCAUUGACUUGACACGAUGCGCCGCGUCCCGCAAGCGACAGCGCUCGUUCUUCGACGACUCGGACGACGAAGCAGACAGCAGCCGCAGCACAAACGAGACGACCGCAACGGCCACGGCGCUGGACGUGAUCCGACAGCGUCGACAUCGCCUCGAGGCCUCUCGCAACUCUUUGCUGUUGGCCGAGACGCGACCGCUCGAGCCGUCUAACGGUCACUCGUUCUUCCGCAGUACCGCAUCAGCUACGAAGUCGAUCGAGUUGGCAGCGGAUCUGGUCGCACGAGCGAACGACAAAGUGUUUGGCAACCAGAGCUUUCGAACGAACCAGCGACAGGUGAUCGAAGCCACGAUGCGCGGUCAAGACUGCUUUGUGCUCAUGCCUACAGGAGGCGGCAAGAGCCUGUGCUACCAGCUGCCGGCCGUGCUGUCGAAAGGCGUGACGAUCGUCGUGUCGCCGCUACUGUCGCUGAUUCAAGACCAAGUGACAGCGUUGGUGCACAAUGCAAAGUGUGGCAUUCCUGCUGCUUUUUUGACGAGUCAGACCGUCCUGACGCUCAAGAGGUCCAUUAUGGCCGAGCUGAGACGGUCGACGCCAAGCGUCAAGUUGCUGUAUCUGACACCCGAGAAGAUUGUCAAGUCGGACGAGAUGAUGGAGAUACUCCAGACGUUGCAUCGCAAUGGGGCACUGGCGCGCUUUGUGAUUGACGAAGCGCAUUGUGUAAGUCAGUGGGGACACGACUUCCGGCCGGAAUAUAGCCAGCUGGGGUUGCUCAAAAAGACUUUUCCAGACGUGCCGCUCAUGGCCUUAACAGCGACCGCUCCGCCUAAGGUGAUUCAAGGCGUGCAGCGCUCGCUGCAUAUCUCGAAGGGACUGGUGUUUACAAUGAGCUUCAACAGAAAGAAUCUCACGUUUGAGGUUCGCGACAAGCCUCUGGGCGGCGACGCAAAGGCCAUGGACGCACUGUACCAGCUCAUUUCGACGACGUAUGCACCGGAUGCGGUUGGCAUUGUGUAUUGCAUGACGAAGCAGGAUAGCGAAGAUGUGGCCGACUACCUACUUGACCGCGGCCUAAGCGCUGACUUCUACCAUGCGGGACAGUCGGCAACCGAUCGACACAUGGUGCAAGAAGCGUGGCAGAAUGGGCAGCUCAGUAUCGUGUGUGCUACAAUCGCUUAUGGCAUGGGCAUCAAUAAGCCCGACGUGCGCUUUGUCAUCCACUUUUCGGUAGCCAAGUCCAUCGAAGGCUACUACCAAGAAGCAGGGCGCGCGGGGCGAGAUGGCGAGCCGUCGCAGUGCAUCAUGUUCUACAGUCCGCGUGACGCGUCCAAGUUGCGCAGUAUCCUCUUCAUGCCGCAAAAGGGCAUGACCAAGAAGACACGUGCCGUGCACGUGGAGAAGCUCCGACUAAUGGCCAAGUACUGCGAGGACGACUCGACCUGCCGUCGUGUGCAGCUCAUCUCGUACUUUGGUCAAAAGUUUGAGCGCUCAGAGUGCAAUCGAACGUGCGACAACUGCCGACGCACCCAGCGCGUCGCUCACGCAGGCCGUGUUGAUCGCGCAAAUCGAUGA
Molecule: messenger RNA, 1611 nt
Organism: Hyaloperonospora brassicae
Lineage: Eukaryota; Oomycota; Peronosporomycetes; Peronosporales; Peronosporaceae
Source: the annotation of a GenBank genome assembly